Molecule: messenger RNA, 4860 nt
Organism: Cheilinus undulatus (humphead wrasse)
Lineage: Eukaryota; Metazoa; Chordata; Actinopteri; Labriformes; Labridae
Product: NACHT, LRR and PYD domains-containing protein 12-like
Exons: 15
Coding region: 116-4621 (1501 amino acids)
Biological process (GO): regulation of apoptotic process
Molecular function (GO): protein binding
Source: RefSeq, a predicted model, not a curated record
CUUUGCCAAAGCACAGAGCUGCAGAUUACAUUUAGACCAAUGAUUUUAGGUGGACGGAUGGCUCCUACAGAAGCCCUCCUUCUCACAGUUGGCAGGCCCAUUCAGUAAACUCAAAAUGGACAAAGAGUUAGACCAAAGUGUCAGCGGAGAGGACGGAAAGAUGAAGAGCAUAAAAAGAAUCAGUCCACCUGUGGAAAGACAAUGUUGUCCAUGUCCUUCAGAAAAAUGGCCUGAUCCAGAUCUGGUGGACAUCAUUAACAGAGACUUACCACAAAGACAGGGAGCAGGUGGUUUCAGAGCAGCAGCCAUGGAAAACAAUCCAACCAUCGGGAGUGUGAAAAAGAACCUAAAAGCACAUCUGAGGGAAAAGUUUACGUGCAUUUAUGAGGGCACCUCAGCCACUCAGUCACAACUGGAAGAUAUCUUUACGAGACUCUUCAUCACACAACAAAAUGAGGAUUAUGGUUGCCGAUCACAUGAGAUUCUGGAUCAGUUCAAAGUCCCAAAUGAGGGAGCACAAGCUUCUCAGUACAAAGAGAUCGACAGCCUGAAUAUCUUCAAACAAGGAAGAAAUUUCUUCCAACAACAACCUCCGACUCAUAAAUCCAUCCAGAGGGUGAUGACUAAAGGCAUAGCUGGCAUUGGAAAGACUGUUGUGGUCCAAAACUUCUCCCUACAUUGGGCACAGGGGAAAUCCAACCAGCACAUUGACUUCAUCUUCGUACUUCCCUUUAGAGAGCUGAACAUGCUCAAAGAGGGUGAAUACACACUGCUGGAACUUCUUCUUCACUUCUACCCUGAGCUGAGGCCACUUAAAGAUGCACAGAAACUCCCUCAAAAGCAAGUGCUGUGCAUUUUGGAUGGCUUAGAUGAAAGUAGAUUUUCCCUGGACUUUGAAGGAGCCAUGACAAUAACUAACCCUGACCAGCAUGCAACGGUGAAUGUGCUGCUGACAAAUCUCUUAAAAGGAAACCUCCUGCCCGAUGCUCUGCUCUGGAUUACUGCUCGUCCUGCAGCUGCUGGUCAGAUUCCCUCUAAGUACAUUGAUCAAAUGACAGAAGUCCAAGGGUUUACUGAGCAACACAAGGAGGAAUACUUCAAGAAGAGAUUCAACUCUGCUGGUCAAGCCAAGGAAGUCCUAGACCAUCUCCGAGGGAUGAUCAGCUUCUACUUCAUGGGUCACAUCCCAAUCUUCUGUUGGAUUAUAGCUGAAGUCUUCAAGACAGGAUGGAGUGAUCAGAGGAGUCGAAGGAUCACAACAAUGACAGAGUUGUACAUUUAUUAUUUGAUCAUUCAAACCCAAAGAACAGCACAGAAGUAUGGACAGAAGGCUCAAAAGAAGAAGUUGACAAAGGAUGCAGCCAUGAUUUUAAAUCUGUCCAAGCUGGCGUUUGAGCAGCUGCAGAAAGGAAACAUCAUAUUCUAUGAAGAGGACCUCCAAGAGUGUGGCAUUGACCUUGACAAAGCCUCUGAGUUUUGUGGAUUUUGCUCAGAAAUCCUGAAGCAAGAACGCGGCCUGUACGAGACAAAGAUGUUCAGCUUUGUGCAUUUAAGCUUCCAGGAGUUUCUUGCUGCACUUUUUGUGUUCCACUGCUGUGUGACGAAGGAUGUCAGCCCCCUUAAGUCUUUCCUACAGGUAGAUCCUACAGAGCUGGGAUUGCUCGAGUUGCAGAAGAGAGUUGUGGACAAAGCCUUGAAGAGUGAGAAGGGUCAGUUGGACCUGUUCCUGUGCUUCUUCCUAGGAUUCUCAUUGGAGUCCAAUCAGAAGAUGCUGCAAGAUUUACUACCACAGACAAAGAGCAGCUCAGAGACUGUUGAAGAGGUGAAGAAGUACCUGCAAAAUUUUCAUGCAGGAAACCUCCCACAAGAAAGGUGCAUGAAUCUGCUCCUCUGCAAGUUUGAGCUCAAAGAGGAGAGGUUUCAGGAUGACAUCAGGAGGUAUCUGGAUGCAGGAGCAAGACUCUCACCCAUUGACUGUGCUGUGCUGUCCACCAUGCUGCAGAUAUCUGGGGAGCUGGUUGAGGAGCUGGAUCUCUCAAAAUGUGAUACACCAAUCUAUGGAAUUGAGAAACUCCUCGGGGUAAUGGCAAAGUGUAAGAGAGCUGUACUCAAGCGUGAUCAACUGGAAUCUGAGUGCCUACAGAUUCUACUUUCCGUCCUUCUGUCAUCAGAUUCGUGCUUAGGAGAACUUCACCUGGUGUGCUUUUCUAACUCCAACAUUCCUCUUCAGCACGCUCUCCUGGAGGUUCUGGAGAAACCUGACUGCAAACUGGAGAUACUGAGAUUGUCUGGGUUCACUCUAGAUUUUAGACACUGUCACAUCCUAGCCUCCACCCUUCAAUCAAAGCAAACAUCACUGAGAGCCUUGGACCUGACUGACUGCAUAUACAGUUAUAAACAGGAUCAUAGUGGACACUACUUCAAAGAAGUGGAAGAAAAGAAAAAAUAUGAAGAUUUUAUCGAUGAGUUAACCCUGCUGACUUCCAUUCCUGCUGGCCUGAUCGGUCCUGUCUGUAAACUGAGGGAGUUCAGCAUGCCUGGUUGUCACCUGACAAAUAAAUGCUGCCAAGUGUUUGCCUCAGUUCUCAGCUCAAACUCCCAGCUGCGAGAACUCGACCUCAGCAGGAACGACCUGCAGGAUUUAGGAGUGCAGCUGCUCUCUACAGGGCUGGGGAGUUUGAAAUGUAGGCUGGAGAUACUGAGGCUGUCAUGUUGUGGGAUCACAGAGGAAGGCUGUGCCUCUCUGGCCUCGGCUUUGAAGUCCAACCCCUCCCACCUGAGAGAGCUGGACCUCAGCUACAACCACCCAGGAGAGGCAGGGGUGAGGCUGCUCUCUGAGAGACUGGAGGACCCAGAAUGUCGACUGCAAAAACUCAACCUCAACCACGAUGAAGAGCUCUGGGUCAACCUGCAGCUUCUGAACAAGUAUGCCUGUAAUCUAACUCUCGACUCCAACACGGUGCAUGAAAACCUCCUCCUAUCUGACUGCAAAAAGAAAGUUGACUUUACUAAAGAGAAGCAGCCGUACCCUGAUCACCCAGACAGGUUUGACAAAAUAACUCAGGCGCUGUGUGAGGAGGGUCUGACUGGACGCUGCUACUGGGAGGUGGAGUGGGAGGGAGUCAUCAGCGUCGGUGUGGCAUAUAAGAGCAUAGAGAGAAAAGGACACAUGAAUCCAGAUAUUUUAUCAAGUGAAAAGGCCUGGUCAUGUGCUUUGAUGAGUUGGGAUGGUUAUUCUUUCUUUCACGGGCAACAACAGUGGUUCAUUCCUGUCCCACUCAUUGAUGUAAAAUCUUUCCUGGCCAGAAAAAGGAAGAGACUUGGACUUUUCCUGGACUGGCCUGCUGGGACUCUGUCUUUUUAUUCACUGUCUGGAGACAAGAAGACUCAUCUUCAUACAUUCAACGCCACUUUCAUGGAGCCUCUCUAUCCAGCGUUCGCUGUUCUUGGUGGAUGCUCUUUGACCAUUUCUAGCACAGGGAUGCCAGCGAUAAGUAAUGCCAAGUCAAGCUUCACACCUGAAGUGGUAACAGAGAGACUCGGCAUUUCCUACAGAUUCAAGUUCCCCUGUUCAGGUGUGUUUGAGUGUUCUCUGACGGGGCUGAUGUUCAAUGUGACCCAUGAGGGGGAGGUCAAAUACAAGACCCUGAUCUGGAACAAUGCGCUCCUUGAGCCAGCUGGAAAGGUGCCUGGAGGACCACUGUUCAGCAUCAAGUGUCCUCAAGACCUGAUCUGUCAGCUGCACCUUCCUCACUGUGAACCUGAACCUGGUCUGGUCUCGGAGAGUCUCUCUGUCGUCCACAUCACUGAUGAGGGUAUGAGCAUCAUUCAGCCGCUGGAGAUUACUGAAACUCACGUGGUGGUGAAAACCCCUCACCUCUCUGCCUUUGGCAUCAUACUGGAUGUCAUCAAGAGGUUUAAGGAAUUCAUGACCCAACCAGUGUGCGGCCAAGUCCUGCUGUUCUCUCGAAAAGCAUACAAAAGAAUGCACGUCAUCCUGAGCGUGAUUCUGCUACCAAGCAACGUCCCACUGCAGGAGGUAAAAGCACAGUAUGAAAACUCCAUGUACAUCCAGGCCCCAUCCUACUGUCACCUCCAUGUCAGCCAACACUACAGCCUGCACAGUAACCCUGAGGGCUUCACCAUUCAGCCUCCUUGUGCGCUGUUUUUUGAAAACUAUGGACCUAACUUCCACGCAUCGUUUGAGAUCACUUUGACGACGAGCACUGAAAAAGUGACCCUGAUGGUGCAAGAUCCCAACAAGACCCCAGCGUGGAUGUAUGGCCUCCAUCUGCCAGCUUCAUCAGCAGAUACUUCUCCAGAUGAAAGUCAGCCGAUGAUGAGGAGCAGUGCGUCAGCAGAGGAGAAGCUACAUCGCGCUCUGUCUCACUUCAUCGACAGAGCAUCUGAUGCGGUUCUCAACAAGCUGCUGGAUGAACUUCUGCGGUGCAAAGUUCUGAACGACGCUGAGGGCGAGGUGGCCAGAACCAAACCACGAGCAGACAAAGCUCGAGACGUGAUCGACAUGGUGCGAAAGAAGGGAGCUGAGGCGAGCGUGAAGCUGAUCGCCAUCUUUUCUAGUAACGACCCUUUUCUUUGCAAAGAACUGAACUUAACCUGAAGCCGUAACCUGAAGGAGUGCAAAGUUCUGUUGAAGCACAAGUUUCCCUCCAGUUUUCCAUUGAUGGUUUUAUCAUUUCCUCGCCAAGCUGUCACAUUGUUUCAGCAGCAAACAAGCUGCUGCCUAAAUCUGAAGUACCUACCUAAAGUAGAAUUUUACUCUGUAUCUCCGAUAACAUGGGAAAAAAACACACUCAUAGAAGAGUCCUGGUUGUGCCAAACUUAUUAACCUUCAGUGCA